AUGGCAUCUGAGAUACCCCCAGUGACUGGGGAGACCCAUGGUGAUGGUACAGUUAGAAGCGCUCAAGAUUCCAGCAAUGGGGACUUAAGUUCCUCAAAUCUCUCAACAGCGUGGAAAUAUUGGAAAAAGAAGCAAGGGUCUGCUGAAAACACAACCAGGAAGAUAUCAUCAAUUGACCCUUUAGAAGCAUACGAUGCUUCUCACUCAUCAGAAACUGACCAACAAACUACCAAUAAUGAUUCUCAGAUACGGCCUGCUGAAAUUCAAAACAAUGAAGAUUCCAAAAUAAACAAUCCGCCACAAGAUAACAACCAAAUUAUACAUCCAAAUGCUCCACAGGCCCAACAUCAACAAUGGCAGUCAUGGCUGAAUCCAUUUUCAUAUUUACCUCAAGAAUCUUUUAGCUUCCCAGGUAAUCAACUCCCAAGUCUUCAAAGUCAACAUCGUUCUAAUGAUAAUCAAUCUGAACAUUCCUCUACUUUAUCUUCUGCAACACCAACUGAAAAUGGGUGGUUUGGUUGGAUAUGGCCUAAAAAACAGCAAAGUGAAGAAAAUUUAAAUCAAGAAAUGCUCAGCUCAAUUGAACUCAAGAGGAACUUAAAAGAAGCAAAGAAGGCUAUUCAAAAUCCAGAUUCAAUUUGGGCUUGGUAUCAAAAUCAUUAUAAUGAUAGACAUGAUGGUGAAAUUUCGGUCUUGGAAACAAAAACAGAAACUUCUCCAGUAGAAAUGAAUAAAUUCCCAAUGCAAUACAAUAAAACAAAUACAGAAUUUGGUGAUGUGGUACCCAAAUUUGAUGAAUGUUAUAGAGAAAUCACAACAAAGACUACGAUUAGAAUUGCAACAGAAUUAUAUUAUAAUUAUCCUACAGAAAAACAUUUGUACAUAAAGAAAAACACACAUAAACCAUUAAUCACAAAUAUAUUGGUUGUUUCAGUCACGGGUAAGACCAAUAAGACGUUAUCUGCAAAGUCAUUAAGCUCAUUAGCUGUUGAAUCUAUUAAAGACUGGUAUUCAGAUAAAGAAACAAGUUUUGAUUAUCAAAUCGAAAGCGUAUCAUUAGAAGCUGCAAAAAUCAAUGAAGAUUCUUCAGAAGAUUUGUUUAAACUUUUAAUUAAUUGGAGAGAACAGUUCAAAACAAUCGAUUUUGUAUUUUUCGCAGGUUAUGAUAAUUCGGUUCCAUUGUCUGCUAAACUUUUAGAAAUUAUGAUUGAGAGAAAUUUAUUCACAAAUUCCAAAAAAUUUGGAUUAUUAAGUGUUGAUGGUAUAAUUCCGGGUCCAUAUCUUGAUGAACCAAAUAAAUCUCAAAUUUCGUACUGUCCAGAUUUCAACCAUAUUAUUGUUAACCUAAUUGAAUUAUAUAAUGUCAAAUUCACUAUAAUUGGGACACUGAAUAGCAUUCCAGGAUCACUUGCACUUCAUUUGAAACAUCCAAAUAUAUUUAGAUCAAUGCAUAUACUGGAAUCAAGUUAUGAAAAUACAUUUGAAGUUUACCUUUUCCAAUUGUUAUUGAUUGCUCAUAAUCUAGGACAUCCAACUACCAGGUUACUGAUUCAAUUGAAUAAAUUUUUCAACACUACAACAGCAAGUAUAGCAGAUCAUUUAGAUAAGAAUGAUUUUCAUAACGCCAUAAAAAAUUCUUUAAAUACAACAAGUUUAUUCCAAAGUAAAAAAAUCACACUGGAUUUGGUUAAUGAUUCUAUACUUGAUAACGAAUAUAAUUUGAUAUGGACAUUACAUGCGUUUGUGGAUGAUUUUAAAAAGAUUAAAAACAUCGAGUCUCAUAAAUGGGUAUCAAAUUUCAUAACUUCAUAUAAAGAUUGGGAUCCUCAAUCCAAAAGCCUUAAGGAACUCAAGUACAUGUUGGAAGUUUUGAAAAUUGAAGAUUACUGCGGUGCACUUUUGAAUUAA
Molecule: messenger RNA, 1908 nt
Organism: Hansenula ciferrii
Lineage: Eukaryota; Fungi; Ascomycota; Saccharomycetes; Phaffomycetales; Wickerhamomycetaceae
Exons: 1
Coding region: 1-1908 (635 amino acids)
Source: RefSeq, a predicted model, not a curated record